UCUUCUGUGUGGGACCCGUGUGAUUCAAAACCCCAAAGCAACAAGCACUGUUUAGAAAAAUAAAAAGCAGUUUCCAUUAUGCGAAUUUCAUAAACAGUGUUGAAGGAUCUGUGUGGGGGUUCGAGUUGAAACAACGGAAUCGAGAUCCGUGUCUCUGUUUGUGUAGCUUUCUCUAUCAGUGAAGAGAAGCGAUGGGGUUGUGGGAAUCUUUUCUCAAUUGGCUUCGCAGCCUCUUUUUCAAGCAGGAAAUGGAAUUAUCUUUGAUUGGACUUCAGAACGCUGGGAAGACUUCACUUGUAAAUGUUAUUGCUACGGGUGGGUACAGCGAGGACAUGAUUCCUACUGUGGGAUUCAAUAUGAGGAAAGUAACAAAAGGCAAUGUUACAAUAAAGUUAUGGGAUCUUGGAGGACAACCUAGGUUCCGCAGCAUGUGGGAACGCUACUGUCGUGCAGUUUCUGCUAUUGUUUAUGUUGUUGAUGCUGCAGAUCAAGAUAACCUUAGCAUAUCAAAAAGUGAACUACAUGAUUUAUUGAGUAAGCCAUCACUGAAUGGUAUUCCUUUGUUGGUAUUGGGGAACAAGAUCGACAAACCAGGGGCUCUGUCUAAAGAAGCUUUGACUGACCAAAUGGAACUGAAGUCAAUUACUGAUAGAGAAGUCUGCUGCUUCAUGAUCUCGUGCAAAAACUCGACUAACAUUGACUCUGUUAUCGAUUGGCUUGUAAAGCACUCCAAAUCAAAGAGCUAAGAGAUAUUUUAUUCUUGCCCUCUUCUCAUUUGCUUCUUAAUGUAAUAUCAAGUCCAAUGGGGUAUCAAACCACAAGAUGAAAUGUCAAGGUUUGUUUAAUGAGUGAAUCAUGUUGUCAUUGUCAGCUUAGUUGCAUUUUUAGAAUACUUUGCAGAACUGCAGUUGUGAGAGGAAUUGGUUGUCUAUCUCUGUAAAUUAGAUUAGAUUUUUCUAAUGGUUAGCAUUGUGUGGUCUUGUUAUUUCCUGGGUAUGUCAAAUACAAAUAAAUUUGAGUGGAUUAAUUUUGUCAUUUUA
Vigna radiata var. radiata (mung bean) is the source of this 1040-nucleotide messenger RNA. RefSeq names its product ADP-ribosylation factor-like protein 8a. Bases 192 to 746 code for a protein of 184 amino acids. The record is from RefSeq and is a predicted model, not a curated record. The transcript is spliced from 7 exons. Gene Ontology annotation, molecular function: GTPase activity; GTP binding. Lineage: Eukaryota; Viridiplantae; Streptophyta; Magnoliopsida; Fabales; Fabaceae. Gene Ontology annotation, biological process: protein transport.